This is a messenger RNA of Callorhinus ursinus (northern fur seal), 846 nucleotides long. RefSeq names its product olfactory receptor 52M1-like. Lineage: Eukaryota; Metazoa; Chordata; Mammalia; Carnivora; Otariidae. The record is from RefSeq and is a predicted model, not a curated record. Gene Ontology annotation, molecular function: olfactory receptor activity; G protein-coupled receptor activity. Gene Ontology annotation, cellular component: plasma membrane. Gene Ontology annotation, biological process: G protein-coupled receptor signaling pathway.
AUGCAAUCCCUGCACAUCUGGCUCUCCAUUCCCUUCAGCUCUAUGUACCUGGUGGCUGUAGUGGGAAUUGUGGCCAUCCUGGCAGUGAUAAAGGUGGAAUGCAGUCUGCACCAACCCAUGUACUUCUUCCUGUGUAUGUUGGCUGUCAUUGACUUGAUCCUGUCAACAUCUACCAUGCCCAAACUGCUAGCCUUCUUCUGGUUUGGUGCCCACAACAUUGACCUGGAUGCCUGCUUGACCCAGAUGUUCUUCAUUCACUGCUUUGCCACUGUUGAGUCAGGAAUCUUCCUUGCCAUGACUUUUGACCGCUAUGUGGCCAUCUCUGACCCAUUACGCCACACCUUGGUGCUCACUCAUGCAGCAGUGGGUCUUUUGGGCCUGGCUGCCCUCCUCCGUGGAGUACUCUACAUUGGACCCCUGCCCCUGAUGAUUCGCCUGAGACUGCCUCUUUACCGGACCCAAAUCAUUGCCCAUUCCUAUUGUGAACACAUGGCCAUAGUUACCUUGGCAUGUGGUGACACAACAGUCAACAACUUAUAUGGAAUGGGAAUUGGCUUCCUGGUAUUGAUCCUGGAUUCAUUCGCCAUCACCGCCUCCUGUGUGAUGACUUUCAGGGUUGUAACGGGGUUGGCCACCCCUGAAGCUAGGCUUAAAACCCUAGGGACAUGUAGUUCCCACAUCUGUGCCAUUCUUGUCUUCUCUAUCCCCAUGGCUGUUUCUUCUCUCACUCACCGCUUUGGCCAUCAUGUGCCUCCCCAUAUCCAUAUUCUUUUGGCCAACCUUUACCUCCUCAUCCCCCCCAUCCUCAACCCCGUUGUCUAUGCAGUCCACACCACACAGAUUUGA